Molecule: messenger RNA, 5142 nt
Organism: Coffea eugenioides
Lineage: Eukaryota; Viridiplantae; Streptophyta; Magnoliopsida; Gentianales; Rubiaceae
Product: FIP1[V]-like protein
Exons: 9
Coding region: 119-4429 (1436 amino acids)
Biological process (GO): mRNA processing
Source: RefSeq, a predicted model, not a curated record
AGUAGCACUGGUACUUACCAAGAGGCUCCGAACGAGAUUCAAAACCCUCCAUUUCUCUGAUUGAGGCUCACACACUAGACACACUCAAAAACACGCACUCGCGUUGUUCUCUUUCUUCAUGGAAGACGAUGAUGAGUUCGGAGAUCUCUAUACUGAUGACGUCUUAAAGCCUCUAACGACGUCGUUUCAAUCUCAACCUCAGCAGCAGCAGCAGCAGCAGCAUCCACCUGCUCCGCCUCCUCCUCAGUUCCAGCGUGAAAAUAAAGAAUCAUCCAAACCGACGGCGUAUCAAGGCCGUCCGAUCGAUCUAAACGUCAAUAGAGAUAAGGAUGAUGACGACGACGAUGAUGAUGAGGAUAAAUUUUUCCGAGCUGCGAAUUCCAGUUCUACUGGAAAGAUUCAAACCCUAGCCUCGUCGCAAUCCGGAUUCUAUUCUCGUCCUGACCCGACGAAUUUUGAUUUGAAUAAGAUUUCCGGUCAAGUGGAGGGCAGCUCGGGGGGUUUAGCUGGGGCUGGAUCGGAUUCGCAAGCUAGGGUUUUGGGGACGAAGGAAGGAGAUGCGAAAUUGCCGGAAAGGGCUCGGGGGAGUUCCGGCUUAGGUGACGACGCUGAUAUUGACGUCAUGGUUGAAGAGAGGGACGAAAAAGACGACAAUUUCGUUGUUAAAGGUGGAAAUUUGACGGAUAGAAGUGGAAAUGUUGAGAAUUUUGGCACGGGAGACCCGAUGAUUCCGGGGCUGUCGAUUCCCGGAGUUUCUGGCAGAGUAGAAAGCCGUGCCAACGCUAAUUAUGAUGAUGAUUGGGAUAGUGAUAGCGAGGAUGACUUGCAAAUCGUGUUGAAUGAUACUAAUCAUGGGCCGAUGGGGAUGGAGAGGAUGGGAGGAGGAGGAGGAGGAGGAGGUAUGGGGGAUGAAGAUGACGACGAUGAGGAUGACGAAGAUGGGGAGCCAUUGGUGAUUGUUGCAGACAAUGAUGACCCGAGCCAUCAGCCAAUGAUGAUGGAAGAGCAAGAUUGGGGAGGCGAGGAAGUGGGAGCUGGUGGCGAUGGGGAGAAAAAGGAAUUAGGUGAAGCUGCAAAAAUAAAUGGGGCAGGAGGUGGAGCUGUGGCGGCACAGAAGAUUGGGUAUAGCGGUCACGGGUAUCAUCAUCCGUUCCAUUCACAGUUCAAGUAUGUGAGACCUGGUGCGUCACCAAUGCCUGGAGCAGCUGCUAUGGGUCCCGGGGGCACUUCAGGUCAAGUUCGUCCACCUGUGAGCAUGGUUCCUGGUGCUGGACGUGGCAGAGGUGAUUGGCGACCGACUGGAGUAAAGGGUCCUCCAGCAAUGCAGAAAGGUUUUCAUCCAGGCUAUGGAAUGCCUAUUUGGGGAAGUGGGGCUUCAGGACGUGGAUUGGAGUUUACACUUCCAUCACAUAAGACCAUAUUUGAAGUUGACAUUGAUGGUUUUGAGGAAAAACCAUGGAGACAUGCUGGUGUGGAUAUAACAGAUUUUUUCAACUUUGGAUUGAUCGAGGAAAGUUGGAAAGAUUAUUGCAAACAGCUCGAGCAACUCCGUCUUGAAACAACAAUGCAAAGCAAAAUUCGUGUUUAUGAAAGUGGGAGAACAGAACAGGAGUAUGAUCCAGAUCUUCCACCUGAGCUUGCAGCAGCUGCUGGUAUUCAAGAUACUCCAUCUGAAAGCUUGAAAGUUGGGAAGCCAGAUGCUGUUCAAAAUGACUUAGGAAGAGUACAUGCUCGUGCGCGACCACCCGUGCCAACUGGAAGAGCAAUACAAGUGGAAACUGGUUAUGGUGAACGUCUGCCGUCUAUUGACACUAGAAAACCGCGGAUUAGUGAUUUAGAUGUAAUUAUUGAGAUUGUGUGUCAAGACCCUGCUGGUGAUGAUACGAACACUGGAAAUGAGAUGACAGAGCAAGCUGACAAUGAUCCUUCGAGGGAGGAUCUUAGGGAUGGUGAUGAGUUUGAAGACCUUCCCAAAGAAGAUACUGAAGAUGUGGAUCGUGUUCCACAUGCUCACAGCAGUCGCAGGAGGGAAGUUGUGGGUGGAAGAGUGCCAAUUUCGAAAUCUGUUCAUGAUAACUUGGCUGAAGGAAAUGGCGAUUUGCCUCUCUCUUCAGAAGCACCGUCAGCAUCCCAUCCUGACUCUAGAGAACAGACCCCUGUUUAUCCUGGUAGAGAUUUUGCUCAUGAGGAGAGGCGGACAAAGGAGAGAGCACGUGACAGUUCCCCCAUGAUUGCCAAUAAGGAUUGUACUGCCGAAGAACGAAUAACUGAUAAUAAAGAAUCUUCAGUUGAAAGUUUAGAAGGCAAACAUAGUCUUCCAUCAUCUCCUCUAGCUGUUCGAGGUGCUAGUGAACAAAAUAGUGAACCUAAAGAUGCUAUGAAUGAUGAAGUUGCCCUGACUGAGAUAGGCUCUGACAUGAUUGACAAGGAUGUGUCUUUGAAUGCUAAAACAAGUAGUGAUUCACUUACAGAUGAAACAGGGAACCAUGCUUUGAAAAAACAGAAAGUGAGUUCAAAUGAUGAACAGCAUCUGCCGCAAGAAAUUGAUGAGGAUGAAGACUCAAAAGCUGCAAGAAGUAGUGAAAAUAGUAAAGCAAAAUCAGGAAGUAGCAAUUACCGGAAGCUACGGGACAGUGUUGAAGAAGAAGAGGUUCAAGGAGCGCGCUCAAAACACAUGGGUAAUCUUAAAAGGUCAACUGUGGGCAGCGAGGACAGUGUCCGAAGGAAAGUUCGUGAUGAUAGACAAGAAAAUGAUAGACACCGCACCUCAGUGAAAGGGAGGGAAGAUUUAUAUCAGCAUAAAGGGUUGGAUCCUUAUUCUGCACAUCCUUCUCGAGGGAAAUCUGUGAAUAUAGACCUGCGAAAGGAUAUGGAUAGUAUUGAGGGAGCCCGUCAUCGCAGAGAAGAAGAUUUGCAUGGGAGGAGACCUAGAGCUGAAGACACAAGAAAAAGGGAGCAUAGGGAUGAGACUGAUUCUAGACACCGCAGUAAGGUUCGAGAAAUUGAAAGGGAUGAAAAAGAUGAACAUUAUCAAUUGAGAAAACAAUUGGAUAAUGGGAAUUGGAAAGGCGGUUAUGAUAAAGAUGUGGGAUUGAGGCACAGAGACAGGGACGAUAAUGUGAAAAGUCGAAAUGAAAUAAUAGAUGACCUUCACAACAAGAGAAGGAAAGAAGAUGCACAGUUAAGGAGGGAGCAUGCUGAAAAGGAAGAAAUGUUGCAUGCUCAUCGAGAAAGUAGCAGUCGUAGAAAGAGAGAAAGGGAUGAUGUGUUAGAUCACCGGAGGAGGGAUGACCAAGUAAGAAUGAGAGAUGAUGAUCAACAUGGUGUUAGGUACAAAGAAGAGGGAUUGUUUCAGAGGGAAAGGGGCGAGAGGCAACGAGAGCGAGAGGAAUGGCAUAGGCUUAAACAAUUGAAUGAGGAUAUUCCAUCAAAGAAGGAGAAAGAAGACUUGCGGGUUGGAAUGAGGAGUGGGCGAGCUACUGAAGAGAAAACAUGGGGCAGUCAAUCUAGAGGCAAAGAUGACCGCAGAAGUUCUGAUAAGGAGUACCAUUCAAAGGAUGCAUUGCGGCAGAGUGAGUUAAUCAACAGGAGGGAUCGAGCUGAAAAUGAGAGUCUUUCACAACAUAGGGGUCGUGAGGAGUAUUAUGCACAUGGGAACCAGCUCAAUACUGACGAGAGAAGAGGAGCAAGGCAUGAGAGGAUGAACACUCGUGAUGAUCGGGCUGCCAAUGUUGAGAACUACAAGGUGCAUGAGAGAAAACACAGAGAAAAUCCAAGGAAGGGUAAGGAAUCUGAGAGUGUUGAUCGGAAUUCCUUGGCCCGUUCUAGGAAGAAUCAAGAUGAAAUCAGUGCGCAGACAAGCGACAUGGUGAGAUUCAAAGGCAGAAUUGAGCAGGGAAAAAGUGAAAAUGAGAUCCAUGUGAAUAUUCCGCCAUCUAAAAAGCAUAGGGAAGAGGCUUCAUCAGAUGAUGAAGUGUCGGAAUCCAGGAGGGGACGCUCCAAACUAGAACGCUGGACCAGCCAUAAGGAAAGGGAUUUCAGUAUCAGCAGCAAGGCUUCAUCUUCCGUGAAGAUGAAGCAGCCUGAGGCAUACGGUAGUGGCGGGCCUUCCAUUGGCAGCAAACUUCAUGAUGAAGCUUCUAACCCAGUGGAGGAUAAGCAACACCCCUCAGGUAAUGAGAAAGAUGCUGCCAGUUUGGAGACGAAUAACACUGAUAAGAAGCCCAUAGAGGAUAGACACUUGGACACUGUGGAAAAACUAAAGAAGCGCAGUGAACGUUUCAAACUUCCAAUGCCGAGUGAGAAAGAAGCCACAACAGUCAAAAAGGUGGAAAAUGAAGCUUUGUUGUCUGCCCAAAGUGAAAGUCGUGCAGAUUUUGAAGUUAAAGCAGAGCGUCCAGCUCGUAAAAGGAGGUGGACCGGCAAUUAAUUGCGAGAAGACAUUGAUUUUAGGUGGAUAAAGCAGUUCACUUCGUGGAGCAAAUAUCUCAUUGGCUAUCAUAUUUUUAAAUUUGGCACCCUCGUGGAGAUGUCCUUCAUAUGUGAUUUGCGUACCUCUUUGAUUCAGAGUUCUGUACCUUUCAGCAUAGAGGAUACGACCUUGUGAUGUGCUGCAGGCAGCCAUCUAUUUCAGUUCUAAACUUUCUGUUAUUGUCAUCUGAAGUAUAUGUAUAUACUGAUAAAUGUUGACAUCAUACCUCAGCAAGCUGGGUAAUAGAAAGUUUGAUAGUGUUUGUAGUUAGUGUAUUACUAGUAGCAAUUUGUAUUGCAUGGUCACCUAAUGUUCCUGACCAUGCCAAGAUCGGAUCUGGAUUGCCUGAUGCCUCGGUGCUUUUGGAGGAGAAGCUCUUCAUUUGCUGCUUUCCUCAAAUUAUAGUAAGGGAAUGGGAGAUACUGCGCAGCCAGAACAUGGAGCCGGGGUCUUCGUGAAACCUGUAGGUAGGAGCUCGUAGGUUAUUUGAAUGAGAUUAGAUUUUACCUGUUUUAGAUUGCAAUGUAUUCUAGAUGUAGAGCCUUUUUGAGUCACAAAGGCAACAGGCUAUAUAGCGAUUCAUACAUCUUCAUUGUGCUGAGACCUCUAAUGGAGUGACAAACAUAUGGUCAAAAGCAAUAUAGAAUGCAAUAUUUAGACCAGUUCGCUUU